This is a messenger RNA of Syngnathus acus (greater pipefish), 2617 nucleotides long. RefSeq names its product EMI domain containing 1 (gene emid1). The transcript has 17 exons. The record is from RefSeq and is a predicted model, not a curated record. Gene Ontology annotation, molecular function: protein binding. Bases 293 to 1735 code for a protein of 480 amino acids. NCBI's taxonomy places the organism in Eukaryota, Metazoa, Chordata, Actinopteri, Syngnathiformes, Syngnathidae.
GAGCCUAUAAAAAGUGCUUUCAUGCCCGUUAUUGUUCCAGCUCCAUGUGCGCAGUCACACGAGGCGAACAAUUAACGCACGUCACGAUAAUCGCUUUGAGUGAUUAAAUAAUCGUGCACAAAAGCUCACUGGACACCAACAUAAUUAAGUGGAUGGGAUGCGGGUGUUUUCUUGACCUGCCUCUUUUUGACACAUCUCACUCCUGACUUUUCCCAAGUUGGCUCUCUAUACCGGAGGAAGUGCGGCUCGUUAAAUUGUUCGCAGCUGCUCUUUUGCAUUUGAUGCCACGGCAAUGGGACAUUGCCAAAGGGAGAACGUGUUCGAGCGUUGCAGGAAAAGUUUGCUUUGGACAGUGCUGGUCCUCUGGCUGUGCAUGCCCGCUGAAGGAACCUGGAAGACUGGACUUUACAAAAGCAGAGAGCAAACUGCAGCCUCUCAUACCUCCAUCUAUCUGAAAAGAAACUGGUGUCCUCAUACGGUCACAAAGACAGUGAGUUGCCAGGUGCAGAAUGGGACGGUCGUGCAGAGAGUUUACCAGACGUGCCGCUGGCCGCAGGGAUGUGCCGGGGGCAGCUACAGGACAGUUGUCAGACCAUCCUAUAAAACGGUGUACCGCACUGUGACCUCACUGGAGUGGAAAUGCUGUCCAGGAUUUAGUGGGACCGCCUGUGAAGAAGAUGCAGGCAAACAGCAGGGGGCUCAGGAGGCAAUAAGGAAACCGUCCACACUGCGUCGCCCACCUGCACGCUCAGGGGAGCCCCUCUCAUACUGUCUCAACUGCAGUCGAAUCACGGCAAUGAAUGACAGGCUGAGUUCGCUGGAGGCAAAGGUCCAAGUCCUCACUGCCUUGCCGUCCAUAUCUCAGCGCCACCCUCUGACCAAAGGGAAAGUUACACCCGAGGCCGCCUUACUGUUGGGGGCCGCGCCUGCUCAGGGGGCUCCCGGUGAGCAGGGACCUGCCGGUCCUCAGGGGGAAAAGGGCAGCGAUGGUCUUCCAGGCAGAGACGGCAAAACAGGUUCUCGAGGCUCGCCAGGUCCCACUGGGCCUCGGGGGGAGGCGGGCGCGAGGGGCCCAGCUGGAAGCCCUGGAUUGAAGGGAAACGCCGGACCUUCAGGCCCCCGGGGUCCCCCAGGACUCCCAGGAGAGAGAGGUCUACCAGGUCCACCCGGGCCUCCAGGACCACCUGCUCCCGCCAGUGCCCGCAUCCCUGCGCCAGACAAGCGAGGGAAAGACCCCUUCUUCACCAACACUUUCCAUGAUUCUACACCAGGACCGCAGGGUCCUCCUGGCCCGAUUGGUCCUACAGGUCCAAAAGGACCAGCAGGACCACCGGGACCACAGGGACAGAGCGGUAAACCUGGGAUUCCUGGAGGACAAGGUCCUAUGGGACCGAAGGGAGAGCGUGGAGAGCGAGGUCUCUCAGGUUACCCAGGGGACAGGGGCUUCAGGGGCGAGCCGGGAUUACCGGGUCCCAAAGGAGAGCCUGGAGAAAAGGGCUUACCGAGCAAUCUAAAUGGGGACGGAAUACAUCAGAUCAGAGAGGCGCUGAAGAUCUUAGCUGAGAGGGUUUUAAUCCUCGAGACUAUGAUCGGUAUUCAUGAACCUGAUCUAGGCUCUGGGGAUGGACCAUUUGGCACAGCCUCCCCUAGUUUCUACCGAGAUAAGCGGGCAGGUGCGCUUCCGUAUCGACCUGCUUCUCCUCUGUCCUUCGACACCAAGGUUCGAGGGAAGUAGCCCCCACCCCCCAUUCCUUGAGGACCGCAGGCUGGUUUGGCUUCCCUUCCUAUAGAUCGCAUCGGCACUCAACACCUAAUUGAGAGGGCUUUCCUGUCAAAUUUAGGUUGGGGGACACCUCAGGGAUAUGUUUAUGAUACUCCACCAUGUCCUCCUGCACCCGUGACAACUCGUUUGACAACCCUUAAGUUAUCACCAUAGCCACUUCCAGCUGCAGGGUCUCACAUGUUUGACAAAAGGAAGCUCUGAAUUACUCGUGGUGCUCCUCGGGCCACAAAUCUUGGCAAUAAGGGUCAUUUAGCUUCAUCCAUUUGUGGAGAUGUAACAGUAAAGACUGGACUCGAGUUUGUAAUUCGUUUUCAAUUUGAACAGCGAUGCCAUGAGAUUUUAUGAGCAUGUACGAUUUCCUGAACUACACAGACAAACCUCUAUUAUUCAUUUUGUUGUAUCUCUUAUAUUGUUAAACUCAGUUUGAUGUCAUCACUACUAUAACUGAGAUGUGUUGCUAUAUGUGAGCAUGAUGUGUUUUCCAAGUAAAAUACACACUGAAAAAGUGAGAAAAUAUAUCACGACAUAUUUACAUUUGUUGCAUAUCCUAUAAUCCAGUGGAUUUUAUUUCACUCUGAAAAUCAUUUAGAAAAGAAAUCAACACAGGAAAAAGCAAAACUGGAACCACUGUUAUGUUGGUGCUGUCCGAAGACUUGUUUUAUUUUUCACCGUAAAUCAAGCUUAUUGUGAACGUAUUUAAAAUUGUCAAUCGUAGUUUGUUUUGUAUGCCGUCGUAUAACAACUUCUUCUUUUGAAUUUUUAUUUCUUGCAAAUGUGUUAAUAUAAUCCUGUCUCCUGAUGAUCGCUGUAAUAAAAUGAUGUUCACUGUUUAAA